CGCGCGUCAGCCGACUUGCUUGAAGUCACCAUACCUUUCUUCACGCCCUUUCAGAUUUAUUGUCCCGGACUCAUAACACUCUAUACCCAGCAACCAUCCACCUACGCCUGACACUCAAUUCACAUCCUCGUAUCUAGAUUCGCACCAAUUUUGCGACUGUUCACAAUCGCCAUGACAUCUAUUGGUACUGGUUAUGAUCUUUCAAACUCGGUGUUUUCGCCCGAUGGCCGUAACUUUCAGGUGGAAUAUGCGGUCAAAGCCGUUGAGAAUGGGGGAACAGCCGUUGGCCUCAGAUGCAAAGAUGGCGUCGUACUGGCGGUGGAGAAGAUUAUCAGCAGCAAGCUUCUGAAGCCUGGCGCGAAUAAGAGGAUAGCAACAGUUGAUCGCCAUGUCGGCAUUGUCUCGGCAGGAUUAGUUCCCGACGGUCGGCAUUUCGUCUCGCGAGCUCGAGACGAGGCUUCCUCGUGGAGAAAUGUGUACAAGGGACCUAUACCAGUCUCCGCUCUAUCGAACCGGCUCGGCAGCUACGUACAGGCUUACACACUCUAUUCGAGCGUGAGGCCCUUUGGAGUAACUGCUAUAGUCGGAGGCUGGGACUCUGAAGCGGAGCUUGCGGUUGACGGUCAAGUUGGAAGCGGACCUAAAGCCGGUUCUGGCGGCAAGGUUGAGGGUGCAAAAGCCGGAGGUCCAGGCUUAUACAUGAUCGAGCCGAGUGGUUUGUAUUGGGGUUACUAUGGCGCCGCAACUGGAAAGGGCAGACAGGCGGCGAAGGCUGAGCUGGAGAAACUGGACCUAAGUGCCGGCAGUCUCAGUCUCAUUGAUGGCGUGAAAGAGGCAGCUCGCAUUAUCUACGUCGCCCAUGAAGACAGUAAGGACAAGGACUUUGAACUCGAAAUGACUUGGAUUAGUUCACUAGAUGGUCCAACGCAAGGAAGACACGAAGAGGUACCCAAGGAGCUGCUGGAAGAAGCCGAGCGGGCGGCAAAAGCGGCUCUCGAGGGAGAUGACGAGGAAGAUGAUGCGGCGAAGGGCGACGCUGUCGACAACGAACGCAUGCAAGAGUGAGGUUUUCAGGUUCCAAAUCAAUAGAUAAGUAGGCGAACUCCGCGAGGAUUGACGGCUUGUCUUCGAUAUCUCAACCUAUCACGAUAAAUGGGAUGGCCCUUCCUUGACAUCGAUCUAGUAAAUAAGGCUUCAUCUGCUAAGAUAUUCAUCGAUUGUUACCCUCGAUCAAGAACAGGAAGAGGUUCUUUCCAUUUCGGGCCAUAUGCCUUGAGUAACCGCUUGAU
This is a messenger RNA of Aspergillus uvarum CBS 121591, 1289 nucleotides long. Its product is annotated as proteasome core particle subunit alpha 7. Gene Ontology annotation, cellular component: nucleus; proteasome core complex; proteasome core complex, alpha-subunit complex. The transcript has 5 exons. The coding region runs from base 172 to 1065 and encodes 297 amino acids. NCBI's taxonomy places the organism in Eukaryota, Fungi, Ascomycota, Eurotiomycetes, Eurotiales, Aspergillaceae. The record is from RefSeq and is a predicted model, not a curated record. Gene Ontology annotation, biological process: ubiquitin-dependent protein catabolic process.